This is a messenger RNA of Porites lobata, 4709 nucleotides long. NCBI's taxonomy places the organism in Eukaryota, Metazoa, Cnidaria, Anthozoa, Scleractinia, Poritidae. The record is from the annotation of a GenBank genome assembly.
AUGGAUUUAUUGACCUUGAUCGAGCAAUUCAUAUCCCAGUGGUGGACAAUCGCUGUUGCUACGCUCAUAAUAUUCUCUGUUUAUUCUUGGGGUAUUGCACCUUUUCGCGUUCUGAAAAACGCUUUCGACGACAAAGUUCCAGGACCCACAGCUCUUCCAUUCAUCGGUAACAUGCUCGAUGCAGUAAGACAUAAAGGUCAGAUGCAUCUGCAAAUAGACGAGUACUACAAAAGAUAUGGAGACGUGUUUGGCAUGUACUUGUUGGGCAGCUUACCUACUCUGGUGAUAUCUGAUUUAGACAUGGUCAAAGAAGUGUUUGUGAAGAAAUUUCAAGCUUUUCGAGAUCGGCCUGUAAGUUUUGCAAAUUGUGACGAACUUAAACUAUAACGGAGUAACUAAUCAUGUGUGUUAAUCAUAGGAUGUGUAUGUUGUAUACUAAAACCUUUGUUUUUGCAGCUUAUGGUGAAGUUUCCAGAACCCUAUGACAAAAUGCUAAGUCUUGCUGAAGGUGAAGACUGGAGGCGUAUCCGUAACACCCUGAGUCCCACCUUUAGUGCUCACAAAAUGAAACAGAUGGUUCCACUCAUGAACUCGGCUUGUGACACUUUGAUGAUAAAAAUGGAAGAAUUUUCGAGGACAGAAGAAAGCUUUGAUGUCAUGAAGUAACAUGAUUGUUGUUCCUUCAUAUUCCUCUUUAUUUUCAUUUUAUCAGUAAAGACACUUUCUAUCCUGUUUUGUUUUGAACUUUCUCAGGUACUUUCAAGGUCUUACUAUGGAUGUGAUUUUACAGUGUGCAUUUGGAAUGAAAGCAGAUGCACAAAACAACCCAGAUGACCCAGCCAUAACUGCUGCAAAAAGAUCAAUUAAUGGAACUGCUUUGCAAAGAGCCAUCCUUGCUGCUCUCUCGUUAAUUCCUUUUAGAGAUAAAAUAGCUAAAGUUUUCCCAAGCCUGCUAACUCGCGACAUGAAAGACUUGAUGGACAUUGCACGACAUAUUGUUUCCUUGAAGAAUCAAACAGAAAGUUCCACACCUAGGAAGGUAUUCAUAGCUCUUCAUCAGUAGGAAGUCUAAAAUGUAUGCAAUUCCACAAUAAUGUUGGUUACUUGGCUCCAUUAUAACAAUAUCCAAAUUAGUUUGUGUGAGGGGGGGGUCGGCAAAGAAGGUGCUUCAAUCAAUCAAUCAAUCAAUCAAUCAACUUUAUUUAAACACAGUAAAUGGCUCAGCAAGCUGGUUAUCAGACAUGCUGUGUAAUAAUACAAUUUAUAAAAAUUAAGACUAGUGAUUAACUAACAAUACAAUAUAACAGUAAGAAAUGAGCUUAUUUCAUUACUUCUGUUUGCGUUGCUAGUUUCCAUUGUUAAUUUAUCAUUUCAAGUGAACAAACCCUUAAACAUUAAAUACCAAACUUGGAGUGUGUCAUCAAUGAUGUACUCAUUUAUGGUAAUCCUAACAAUAAACUUCAAUAUGCAUCAUUAUCCUUGAGCACCAUGGUAAAAGGGUUGUAUAGAGUAUCACAUAUUCCAAGUAUUUUAAUUUGUUCUUUCUUUGUCGAAAAUGGGAGAAUUUAUUAGGCAAGGGCAGGAGUCCAUAACCCAAUGUGUGCAACUUCCAUGUACUAGUGUUGUGGCGUUUUCACUGACCAGUUUAUUUUUAGAACGAUUUUUGCACAAAGUUAGAAAUUAUAUCUUUAAGCCCCACAGUUAGCAAAAUCUACAGACCUGAAAGGUUUCAUUUAUUUUUUCUUUUUUAUAUCUAAAACUUCAAAUGAUAUUAAAGAUAGAUUGGCACUUUCAUUUUGACUAUUAUUGCUGUGAAAUCUAUCUAAGAAUAAACUGGGCUGUGAAAACAAUUAUGUGACAGGCCUAGUAUGGGAGUUGCUGUAUCCAGGUUAUUGGGUCCUGACGGGUGUUGCUUAUUUUUAUUGAUUUCAGACAUGAGGUGCACUGUUUUUGUAUAGAAAUGGUAUGUCUAAGUCUGUUAGAGUUUUGGAGCUGGAAUCAUCCCAUGAGUCAUGCAAAUCAUGCAUUUCAUUAUACCUUGAAAGUCCUGGAGUCGUGAGGCAAAGUAUCGGGAUUCCAUUUUAUUGUGAAUCAAAAAAAAAAUAUCAUGAAGUUGAAGACGAUUAAGGCGUAAAUAGUUGUUGCGUUUCUUGUUGUAGGACUUAUUGGAUGUCAUGUUACUGGCAGCACAGGACCCAACACUGCCGGACUCCAAAAAAAUGACUGUUGAUGAGGUUUUGGCACAGAGUGUGAUUUUUCUGAUUGCUGGCUAUGAAACAAGCAGUACUACACUGGGAUUUGUCUGUUAUAGCCUGGCCACCAAUGCUGACAUACAGGAAAAACUACAGAAGGAGAUUGACAGUGUUUGGGAUGAUGAAAGCAAGAUGCCUUCUUAUGAGACAGUAAAUGAACUACCAUAUUUGGACAUGGUUAUAUCUGAGACACUGAGGCUUUAUCCUGCUGGUAAGGGGGUUACCUAGUAUUUGUUUACUGUCAGGGGGGGCAUUUCAAUAUUUUGACAUAAGGAUGGUCAGACACCUAUUUCAAAAAGAUAACGGAGACUCUGCUGAUUAGCCUGGAGUUACAACCUUUCCUAAGUAAAAAUGUCAGCAGGGAAAAACUUUACCUUUUUUAAUUUGCAUACUUUCUCUUUUAUAUGCAAAUUUUUUACUAUUAUAAUGUUUUUUUUGUUUGUCUUUAAUUAGUUAUUUACUGAUGAUUUAAUUAUUAUAUCACAAUCUGAAAUAGGAUUACAGAACUGUCUCAACACAUUAUCCUCUUUUUGCAACUCUUAGAUAUUAGAUAUAAAUUCCAAAAAGACCAUAGUUAUGGUCUUUCAAAAACAAGCGAAGAAAAACUCCAAUCUAGAAUUCCAUAUAGGUAAAGAAACCAUUGAUAUUGUCCAUGAAUACACAUAUUUAGGAACCCGUAUCUCCUCAACCGGUAAUGUUAAUAUCUCACUCGAACACUUGAAAGAGAAGGCUCUGCAUGCUCUUUUUAGUUUAAGAAAACACACAAACUUUAGCAAAUUAAAACCUUCUCUUGCUUGCAAAAUAUUUGAAAUGAUGAUUUCCCCAAUAUUAAUUAUCACAUAAUAGCGAAAUUUGGGGUGUGUAUGUAAAACAUGAUUUUAAAGCUUGGGACAAUACCCCAACUGAAAAAACCCACUUGAAAUUUUGCAAGCGUUACCUAGAAAUAAGCAAUAAAGCUUCAAAUGUUGCAAGUAGAAGUGAAUUAGGAUGGUUGCCAUUAAUUAUUAAUAUUUAUAAAAACAUUCCUUUAUUACAUAUUGUAUCUUCUGCGUAAAAACGAGGAUACUAUUGUUAAACAAGCCUUUCGUACUUCGCUAGAACUUCACUGUAAUGGUAAAAAUAGCUUUUACCAUAAUCUUAUGAAAAUAUCUGAAUAUUAUGACCUCCCUGAUUUUGAUCCUAAUAAUUUAAGUGAAGCUAAGAUCAAACACUAUAUAGAUAUAAUAAAACAAAAAUAUAUUGCAUAUUGGCAACAUACAAUCCAUCAUUCUAAAAAACUACAAUUUUACAGCUUAUUUAAACAUGAUUAUAAAAUUUCAAGUUAUCUAGACUUAAUUAGAAAUUCUGUUAAUAGGAAAGAUUUAGUGAAAAUUCGUUUAAGUAACCACAAACUCAUGAUUGAAACUGGAAGAUAUAAUCAAACUUCCCGCAACGAUAGAUUCUGCCCUAUUUGUAACUCUGGUAUAAUUGAAGACGAAUUUCAUUUUCUCUGCCAUUGUCCAAAAUACUCAAUCCCAAGGGAGAAAUUCUACAAUCAAAUCCAACAAAAUUUUGUCGACUUUAAUCAGCUAUCUUACACAGAAUUAAUAAUUAAAUUGAUGAAUUCACAGAAUUUUUCCAUAAAUUCACAUUUGUUGAAAUUUGUCUCAUUAUGUAAUGAUUUAUGUAAUUUGUUAUGAAAUCAUGCUGAUGACACUUGGUUGACUAUAGUAAUCAUUGUAUUGCAUUAUCAUUGUUAUGAUUUGUGUGUUUGUUUGUUUUUUUUUAUGUUAAAGCUUUUGCAAUACUGUAACUACAUAAUCAUAGUCAUGCAAAUAAAGUUUAUGUUGUUGUUGUUGUUGUUGUUACUCUACCUUUAAAUUUCUGUUGUUGUUUAACGGUUUGUUACUUCUGAAGAUGUAUGUUGGCUGAAAUGUGUUUAUAUUUCCUUAUGUUUAUCACAGCAGUUUGCUUUUUGUUUCUUCUUAAGCUAAGAUGGCCAAAAACAAAAGUAUCUAUGUUCUUGAACUCAGUUCAGGUAAAACUUAACUUUCAAAAUUGAAGCCCGUCCUCUCAUUUUUUCUUUUCUUUAAAGCUCCAUUUAGCAUUCGUACUUGCAAGGAAGACUGCAUUCUGAAAAAUCUGAAAGUACCACUGGGUAUAUCUGUGACUGUCCCAAACUACAGUAUACACAGGGACCCCAAGCUCUGGCCUAACCCCAAAAGGUUCGACCCAGAAAGGUUUUCACCUGAAGCCAAACAGUCACGUGACCCAUACGCCUAUAUGCCAUUUGGCCAUGGCCCCCGCAACUGUAUUGGUAUGAGGUUUGCUCAGAUGGAGAUGAAAUUGAUGCUGGUUCGCAUCUUAAAGAAAUACAGCUUCCAUGUUUCCAAGGAUACCAAGAUCCCACCUGAAGUCACCCUGAGAAUUGCCUUAACUGCAAAGGAAAUCAAACUGCUGAUUAAAUUGCGUCAGUAA